AUGUUGCGUGGUGGGUUGGGGUUGCAUGAGAUAUCACUCGGCGCGCCCCGGAAUAUUAAGGUGGCCAUAUGUGGAAAGGCGCUAACGGUAACGAGAGCGGUUAGACUGAGCCUGGGGUGCUCCAGACAACCAAUCAACCCAUCUGUGUAUCACGGUGGUGGAGCGAUCAUUGGAAACGGGAAUAAUUAUACAAAACACCAAACCAUCUACCAAAAUACAUGA
This is a messenger RNA of Morchella importuna, 222 nucleotides long. RefSeq lists its product as uncharacterized. The transcript has 3 exons. Lineage: Eukaryota; Fungi; Ascomycota; Pezizomycetes; Pezizales; Morchellaceae. The coding region runs from base 1 to 222 and encodes 73 amino acids. The record is from RefSeq and is a predicted model, not a curated record.